UCACAGGGUGAAUAACCCGCCAACAACAUGUGUUCCCUCUUAAUUCUGACAGGGGCAGCUCAGAUGCACUGAGUCCUAUAGGCUGUAAUGCUACACAGACUUUGCUCUGUUUGACUCUAGCUGAUCUCUCCAGCUGAAUAUCUGCCACAGCUCCCUGCUAUCAUCUUCACCACAAGGAACACGAUUUCUUCCAGCACCAGUGUCAUCUUGACCAAAGAGGAAACCAACAAUGUCCAGGAUCAUGAAAAUGUUUCUGCUCUUGGCUGUCAUGGUCUGCAUCUCUGAAGCCCAGCAACCAGCACAGUCCUGUAUGUGUCAGCGUGUGAGGAAUGCUAUUGGCCUGACAUCUGAGAUACAGGACAUCAAGAUCAAUGAACCAAACCCCUCCUGUGACAGAGUGGAGAUUGUCAUCACCAAACACACCGGCCGUCACUACUGCCUGAACCCCAGUUUGAAGGAUAUGCAAAAACUCAUGGCUCGACUGAAACUCUUAACCACAGAAGGACCAACCAGCCCAUAGCCUACAGACAAAAGAAUCUGUUGGAUUAGCAUGAAAAAAAAAUGUUCAGGUAC
Molecule: messenger RNA, 573 nt
Organism: Epinephelus fuscoguttatus (brown-marbled grouper)
Lineage: Eukaryota; Metazoa; Chordata; Actinopteri; Perciformes; Serranidae
Product: growth-regulated protein homolog gamma-like
Exons: 4
Coding region: 230-520 (96 amino acids)
Biological process (GO): antimicrobial humoral immune response mediated by antimicrobial peptide; cellular response to lipopolysaccharide; inflammatory response
Cellular component (GO): extracellular region
Molecular function (GO): chemokine activity; CXCR chemokine receptor binding
Source: RefSeq, a predicted model, not a curated record